Molecule: messenger RNA, 1385 nt
Organism: Ilyonectria robusta
Lineage: Eukaryota; Fungi; Ascomycota; Sordariomycetes; Hypocreales; Nectriaceae
Exons: 1
Coding region: 144-1241 (365 amino acids)
Source: RefSeq, a predicted model, not a curated record
ACAAGGCAGAUGCUGCGUAUCCUUCUUUAUUCGAUCUUCUAACAAAUGCUCCUCCUCCUUUGAUAUUUGAUUUACUUGGGGGCACGAUUCUCAACUUUCUUCUGAUUGCGCCGUGCUCUCCGCACAUCACGACUCACGAAAGCAUGGAAUUCAACGGUGGAAACAACCGCGACGAACUCCUCAAACCAAGGAAUCUGCCCUUGCAGGCAAUAUCCCAGUAUGAAUCAGCUUCGGAUAGCACUGGAUAUGGGGAUUUCUUUAGUGGGGAGCCGUCAACGAGGAGCCAGAGUCCAAGCGAGGCCCAACCCAACGCGUCAAAUGCUGCGAUCACUCCCCGUGGACCGAGAAUCGCCGUCAUGUUGAGCGCGUCGCCAAGUCAUCAUGGCUCUUACCGAAUCGGAACGGCGGAUGGAAUAUCAACAGAGCCUGUUAUUUCCGACUUGACACCCAAAGGACAAAUGAGAAUGCUGGCGGCAACGACGUCGGUCAUUCCACAACUAGGCCACAGUCCAACCAGUCACGCGAGUGCAACAUUAGGCAUCUCGUCUGCUGGACCCAGCCGCAGUCGAGGGAGACCAAAAGGAUGGAAACCAGGCAUGCCCUACAGUGGACAUGCAACCAAGCAGCAGCUCGCUACAGCGGCAGGAUCGCGCGAAGCCCGGCUAGUUAAGCAGAGGCCUUCACUUAAUGGAUUCCCAAAGCGUCGGGGUCGACCGCCAAAAAGCCCAGCUCCACAACCAAGAGAUAUUUAUUGCAAAGUCAACGCGCCAUUCGUCGCAUUUCUUUGCGAAUGGAAGGGGUGUAAGGCCGAAUUACACAAUCUGGAUACCUUACGACGCCAUGUAUAUGUGGUUCACGGUGGCAACAGCAAACGAGUUUGUUCAUGGGGGAAGUGCGGACGAAACGAGACACCUCACUCGUUUGAUCACCAUGAGGGGUUCAAGACACACAUGGAAGAAGAACAUUUGGUGCCUUUCGCCUGGCACGUUGGCGACGGACCGAACAACUCUAGCGGACUCGAAGCAACGGAGAAGAUGAGCGUGGAAGAUGAUAUCCCGGAUUAUCUGAAAGACGAGGAUGGAAACCAAGUGACCCCUUCCGUGAAAGACCAGCAGUUAGAGGAUGUCGUCACAUGGAAAAAUAAUCGGCGCCGUUUGAGGGAGCUACUCAUAAAGCGGGAUGAGAAUCUACCGGAUGAGACUUCGGAAAAUAGCACGGUGGAGGAGGGCAUCGCGUUAUGAGGUUGUACCUACUUGAAGGCAGAUUUCCCCGAAGCGCUCGGCGUCCAAUCCGACGUCUAAAGCCUGGUCAUCAAUUGGAGGUUUGAUAGAUAGUGUUAGUAUUGUAAGAUUUGGGUACUGAAUGUAAUUAACAAUUUCGACGUC